AUCCGCCAUGGCAAACAUGCUAAUGGCAUCUUCCUCCAAAUCCGUGUUUGCCAUGGCAUCUUCCUCAAAAUCUCUCCAAUCUCCCACCACCACCACCACCACCACUCCAAAACCAAAACUCUCUCUUCCAAAAACCCCUCUCAAAUCCCUAAAUUUCUCUCUCCUGAAAUCCGCCGCCAUUUCCAUAACUCCACUUUCUCUCUCCUACCUCCUCCCUCACCCUUCCUUCGCUGAAGAAAUCGAAAAGGCUUCUCUCUUCGAUUUCAACCUCACUCUUCCUAUUAUCAUGGCGGAAUUUCUCAUCCUCAUGUUUGCUCUCGACAAAAUUUACUUCACUCCACUUGGUGAUUUCAUGGAUAAACGUGAUUCUGAUAUUAAAGAGAAAUUAUCUGAUGUUAAAGAUACUUCUUCUGAAGUUAAACAACUUGAAGAACAAGCUAAUGCUGUUAUGCGUGCUGCGCGUGCUGAGAUUUCUGCUGCGUUGAAUAAGAUGAAGAAGGAAACUCAAGUUGAAGUUGAGGCGAAAUUGCUUGAAGGUAGGAAGAAAGUUGAAGCUGAACUUCAAGAAGCGUUGGCUAAUUUGGAGAAACAGAAAGAUGAAACGAUUAAAUCUUUGGAUUCUCAGAUUGCUUCUCUUAGUGAAGAUAUUGUUAAGAAGGUUCUCCCUGUUUCUUGAUUUUUAUUAUUAUGUGUUUUUGUUAGUUGUGUCAAAUUUGUAUGUGAAAUUGGAUAUAUAUGAAUUAUGAUGAUGAAUUAUAGUAUAUGAUACAAUGUUUUUACUUUUGAA
Messenger RNA from Beta vulgaris subsp. vulgaris (sugar beet), 787 nucleotides. RefSeq names its product ATP synthase subunit b', chloroplastic. The coding region runs from base 8 to 676 and encodes 222 amino acids. Lineage: Eukaryota; Viridiplantae; Streptophyta; Magnoliopsida; Caryophyllales; Amaranthaceae. The transcript has a single exon. The record is from RefSeq and is a predicted model, not a curated record. Gene Ontology annotation, molecular function: proton transmembrane transporter activity. Gene Ontology annotation, biological process: proton motive force-driven ATP synthesis.